CUGGUCACACUGGCCAAAAGCGAAGCAUAAUAACGAAAAUAAAUUGUUUAAUCCAAUUAAACCAGGCAAACUUUAAGUUGCCAGCUUGUCUGACGUUGUUUUGGACCGUCUGCCAACACGCAAGUGCCUUUAUUUUUAGUUAGCCGCCGGUUUUCAGCGCAUUUACAAAGUCGCCUACGCCUGAGUUCCGAAGUAAAAACUAUUUAAUAGGACACCACGAAAUCGGCAUUCCUCAAGAAACAAUAAUAUUUCCGCAAUUUUGCAUAUUUAACGUCAAGGCCAAGGCUACAAUAUCUGGAGCCAAAACACAACUGCAACUGUGUGCGAGAUAAAAAGAUGCAACGCAGUGCGUGAGUCCGUGAAUCCUCAAAAUCCUAUAUACCACCAUGUGCUGCAAGUGCUGCGGGGAAACUCAACGAAAGGUCUGGGUAUUCGGCCUGGGAUCGCUUUUCCUGGUGCUGGGAAUACUUACCGUGGUCUUCUGGCCCGGUAUUGCAGAUAAUCUCGUGGAGGAUGGCCUUACCCUGAAGCCUGGCACCGAUGCCUACGAUAGCUGGCUGGAGGCACCUAUUCCCAUUUACCUGAGCUUCUACAUGUUCAACUGGACGAAUCCCGAGGAGAUAAGGAACCCGAACGUAAAGCCAAACUUCGUGGAGAUGGGUCCGUACACCUUCUUGGAGAAGCACAAGAAGGAGAACUACACCUUCUUCGACAAUGCGACAGUGGCUUAUUAUGAGCGACGCACGUGGUUCUUCGACCCGGAGAGAUCUAAUGGCACCCUGGACGAUAUGGUGACGGCUGCCCAUGCCAUCACGGCAACGGUGGCGGAUGAGAUGCGAAACCAGCGCAAGAUCGUCAAGAAGAUCAUCAACUUUAUGCUGAACCACGAGGGCGGCGAGUUGUACGUGACCAAGCCGGUGGGCGAGUGGGUCUUCGACGGAUAUCAGGACAACAUUACCGAUUUCCUGAAUAUGUUCAACACCUCCAUGAUUGACAUUCCCUACAAGCGCUUCGGCUGGCUGGCUGAUCGAAAUGAAUCGCUGACCUACGAUGGCUUGUUCACCAUUCACACGGGCACGGAUGAUAUAUCCAAUUUGGGAAGACUCACCCACUGGAAUGGCAAAAAUGAGACUGGUUUCUAUGCGAAACCUUGCGGCGUGGUAAACGGAACCACCGGUGACUUGUUCCCGCCCAAGAUGAAUGUGAAGGAUGAGAUAACGAUUUUUGCCACCGAUGCUUGCCGAUAUUUAAACCUCAGACCGCGGGGCAGCUAUGAGAACCAUGGCCUGACUGCCACGAAAUGGGUGGGCACUGAGGAGACCCUCGACUCCGGGGAGAACUACCCGAACCAGGCCUGCUUCUGUGAUCCCGAGCGGUUCGACGAGUGCCCCAAAACGGGUGUGGUCGAGUGCAAGGCCUGCCGCGACAAGGCGCCCAUCUACUCCUCCUUCCCGCACUUCUACCUGGCCGAUCAGUCGUAUGUCGAUGCUGUCACCGGUAUGAAACCGGAUAAGGACAAGCACGAGUUCUUCCUGGCCGUGGAGCCCAUCACUGGUGUGCCUGUUCAGGUGCACGGCCGCAUCCAGAUAAACAUGAUGAUUGAGCCCGACGACGACUUCGACAUCUAUCGAGGUGUCCCAAAGGUGCUGAUGCCCAUGUUCUGGUUCGAUCAAUACGCGGAGCUCUCCUCCGAGCUGGCCUCCAAGGCCAAGUUGGCCAUCAAUCUGUCUAGCUAUGGGAUUAUAUUCGGAUAUUCUUUAAUAGCCGUUGCCAGCGUCUUCCUAAUCACUGGCAUUACUUUGACAGUAACGAAGAAGUGGGUGCGACGAACCCCCGAGGACGAGGAUAUGCUUACUAACUAGAACAAGGAGUAAAGUUAACUUCUAGAUAAUUUUUAUAGUCGCGAAUUGCUUGUUGGUCGUUGCCAGUUACGCGUUAUGUAAUAUGUAAGUGAUACGGAUCGGCGUUCGUCUUGCAGAUUGUGAUAGCAAACCCUAAUCUUAACUUAACCAAAUCUUACUCUACCUGCAAUAUUAUAUUGCCAUUCACAAAUCAUUUCCAAGCCGAUACUUUCCGUUUGAGAAAUUACUGAUUUUACUUGAUAAAACUUACUCAUACAAAGCUAAAA
Messenger RNA from Drosophila elegans, 2128 nucleotides. RefSeq names its product protein croquemort. Gene Ontology annotation, molecular function: scavenger receptor activity. The record is from RefSeq and is a predicted model, not a curated record. Gene Ontology annotation, cellular component: cytoplasm; membrane. The transcript is spliced from 6 exons. NCBI's taxonomy places the organism in Eukaryota, Metazoa, Arthropoda, Insecta, Diptera, Drosophilidae. The coding region runs from base 387 to 1862 and encodes 491 amino acids.